AAUUUGCCCGAGACAUUGAAGCUGAUUUGCGAACUAUUGACCGCAGAUCCGGAAGGUGGAGCAGCACGAGUUCAGUUUGAUCAGUGGCUUGAAUUCUAUCGUUAUUUGGGGAAAAUCGAUGAAAUCCCGGAGCAUCAUAUCAAUCACGUGCUGGCUUAUUUGACAUUUGACAUGUGA
Molecule: messenger RNA, 177 nt
Organism: Echinostoma caproni
Lineage: Eukaryota; Metazoa; Platyhelminthes; Trematoda; Plagiorchiida; Echinostomatidae
Source: the annotation of a GenBank genome assembly